Molecule: messenger RNA, 6371 nt
Organism: Gambusia affinis (western mosquitofish)
Lineage: Eukaryota; Metazoa; Chordata; Actinopteri; Cyprinodontiformes; Poeciliidae
Gene: col5a3a
Product: collagen, type V, alpha 3a
Exons: 67
Coding region: 168-5768 (1866 amino acids)
Molecular function (GO): extracellular matrix structural constituent; heparin binding
Source: RefSeq, a predicted model, not a curated record
GAAACUAAGAGAAUCCAUCACAACAAAUCUUCUCCAACAAUCAAGGAAGUGGAAAUACCGAGUGCAUUUUCCCCCACAUAUGGCCGUGUAGUUUUUAACAAACAGAAGUUCUGCAACAGCCAACAAAGUUCUGGGCGCGGAGGCAGACGGGGUCCUCGCUCUAAAGGAUGGACCACUUCAUAAGGAGCAGGUCGCGCAGAAGAAUACCGCUAUUUAUUUUUAUCCUACUUCACCUAACAACGGCUCAAACUGCUGAUCCUGUUGAUGUUUUGCGGGUUCUCGGGCUGUCAGAGAACAUGGAGGGGGUUUCCUUGGAGGCUGGUUUCUGCACUAGCAGGAGGGGCACGGAGGAGACCGACCUGGCUUACAGGAUCAAAAAGAUCCAGCUCAGCACUCCCACUAAACAGCUAUUCCAUGAUUCCACUUUUCCUGAGAAUUUCUCCCUGAUGGCUACCGUGAGAGCUAAAAAGGGCUCCCAGUUCUUCCUUUUUUCAGUGUAUGAUGACCAAGGGGUGCAGCAGGUGGGGCUCGAGGUGGGUCGGUCCCCUGUCUUUGUGUACGAAGACCAGCAUGGGCAGCCCACUCCACAACAGUAUCCUAUUUUCAGGAAGAUCAACACAGCAGAUGGAAAAUGGCACAGGAUAGCCUACAGCGUUCUCGACAAGACUGUGACCCUUUACUUGGACUGCCAGAAGGUGGAAACUGUGGAUCUGCAACGGGGGGACGAUGCUGUGGUCAGCACUGAGGGAGUUAUUGUUUUUGGAACACGGCUGCUGGAUGAAGAAGUUUUUGAGGGAGAUGUUCAGCAGCUGAUGGUUGUGGAUAACCCCCAGGCUGCUGCCAACUACUGUGUGAACUUCAUACCAGAUUGUGACUUUGCUCUGCCAUACAACAGUCAAACUCUGGACCAGCAGGAGAACUCCCAUCUUGAGUUGAUGCAUAGUGACCAACCAACUGAACCAAGUGAGCUCUCUAAGGAGGACAGGAGAGGCAAAAAAAACAAAAAGAAGAGGCACAAAAGCUCUAAAGGAAAACGCAAAGGCAAGGGAAAGGGCAAAAAGGGGUCGAGAAAGAAGAAGCAUGAAGAGGAGGAUCUAGAGGAAGACUUUCUCAGAGUAACUACAACACCUGCUGAGUUUCAGCCUCAGGAACAUUUCCAGCCCACAGAACUACCACAAACUGAGGGCGACUUUGAAACUCUUCUCCCCACUAACCAAACCACCACAGGGAUGCCAACCCAUAAAUCUGACUUCAUCCCUGAAGGCCCCACCGUGGUGCCGCCUAGUAUACUGCCUGUAUCAAAGCUUACCAAGGAGGAAAUCACAGCAGUGAACACACCUCUGGUGGUGGAGUAUGAAGACGACAUUUAUGAAAAUUUACACGAAAACCUCUCAGUUUCUACAGUAACUGUGGUUCCGAAUAUUACUGAUUACGAGCAUAUUCUUGAAUACGAAGAUUUUUUGAACGACACACAGUAUGAAGAAUAUGAAAUAUAUGAAGAUGACUUUGACUUUGCGGAGCGGGAAAGAGCUGAGACAAUGGAUGUUGAGGCUAUGCUCAGAGCAGAGAAAGGCCAGAAAGGAGAACCAGCUAUUAUUGAACCGGGUUUCUUAGUGGAAGGACCCCCAGGUCCACCAGGCCUAGAGGGACUUCCUGGGUCAGCUGGACCAACAGGCCCUCCAGGACCCAGGGGAGAUCCAGGUGAUCUGGGUCCCCAAGGACGCCCUGGUCUUCCUGGGGUUGAUGGGAUCCCGGGUCCUCCAGGAACCCUGCUAAUGCUGCCAUUCCACUUUGGAGGUGAUUCACAGAAGGGGCCAGUAGUGUCUCCCCAAGAGGCACAGGCACAAGCUAUCCUGCAACAAACCAAGCUGUCACUCAAGGGGCCUCCAGGUCCACUGGGUCUUACAGGGCGACCAGGCCCAGUGGGUCUUCCAGGUCCAUCUGGGCUGAAAGGAGACAGAGGAGACAACGGCCCCACUGGACCCCGUGGGUUGCCAGGACCCCCUGGAAUUAAUGGAAAGUCAGGCAAGAGGGGACGUGCAGGUGUGGAUGGAGGCCGUGGAGCUCCUGGUGAAACAGGUGCAAAGGGUGACAGGGGUUUUGAUGGCCUGCCAGGGCUCCCAGGAAACAAGGGACACAUAGGGGACAGAGGAAGGCCUGGUCCUUAUGGACCUGUUGGAGAGUCAGGAGAGAAGGGAUCUGAUGGACCUGUGGGACCAAGAGGUCAACCAGGUGAACCAGGUCCUCGUGGUCUUGUUGGGUCACGGGGGCCACCUGGCCAACCUGGCCAAAUGGGGAUUAGUGGAAUCGAUGGAGUCCAAGGAUCAAAAGGCAACCUGGGUCCACCUGGAGAAAUAGGACCCCCAGGUCAACAAGGAAAUCCAGGAGUUCAGGGGUUUGCUGGCCCUCAGGGUCUUAUUGGAAUGCCAGGAGAAAAGGGUCCCCAAGGUAAAGAGGGCAUACAGGGCCUACCAGGCGUUGAUGGUCCUCCUGGUCACCCGGGAAGAGAGGGAGCCCCAGGAGAAAAAGGCAUCCAAGGUUUACCUGGCUCCCAGGGACCUGUAGGAUACCCAGGCAGCCGGGGAGUCAAGGGAGCAGAUGGGGUUAGAGGUCUAAAGGGGAGCAAGGGAGAAAAGGGAGAAGAUGGCUUUCCAGGAGCAAAGGGUGACAUGGGUAUUAAAGGAGACAGGGGGGAUAGUGGUGUUCCUGGUCCUCGUGGAGAAGAUGGACCAGAAGGACCUAAAGGUCAGUCUGGACCUGUGGGAGAUGUGGGAACCCCUGGCAUAGCAGGGGAGAAGGGUAAACUCGGGGUGCCUGGUCUGCCAGGUUACCCCGGACGACAAGGUCCUAAGGGAUCACUUGGCUUCCCUGGUGUGACCGGAUCCCUCGGAGAAAAAGGAAGAAGGGGUCCUGCCGGUCAGCCGGGUUCUGGGGGUCAAAGAGGUCCUAAUGGAUCCCGGGGGGGAAGAGGAGCAAAGGGGCCAACUGGAAAGCCUGGAGAAAAGGGAUCUGCUGGACAAGAUGGUCCUCCAGGAUCUCCUGGAGAACAGGGUCCUCAAGGGCCACAGGGUCAAAACGGAGAAACAGGAACUAAAGGACCCAAUGGUCUACCAGGAAAGGAUGGAUUACCAGGUCAUCCAGGUCAGAGAGGAGAAGCAGGCUUCCAAGGCAAGACUGGACCUCCUGGCCCCCCAGGGGUUGUUGGGCCACAAGGGAAGUCUGGUGAGACAGGGCCAGCUGGAGAUAGAGGCCAUCCAGGUUCACCAGGACCACCAGGUGAGCAUGGUUUACCAGGAACUGCUGGAAAGGAGGGGGCCAAGGGAGAUCCGGGUCCAGCGGGAAUCCCAGGAAAGAGUGGCCCUCCUGGACUGAAGGGCUUCAGAGGAAGCAGAGGGACCCCUGGUGCAAUGGGCUCUGCUGGUCUCAAAGGUGGAGAAGGUCUACCUGGUGUUACAGGGCUUACUGGUGCUGCUGGAGAGAGGGGUCCCGCUGGGCCUGCUGGAGCAAUUGGCCCACCAGGACGGGCAGGCGGUGUGGGUCCUGCUGGGCCGAGUGGAGAGAAAGGCAUGCCAGGAGAGAAGGGAACCAUUGGGCCCGCUGGGCGUGAUGGAGAGUCGGGACCUGCAGGGUUGCCAGGGGUUGCAGGACCUCCUGGACCUCCAGGGGAGGACGGAGAUAAGGGUGAGACUGGUGGACCAGGCCAAAAGGGCAGCAAAGGAGCCAAAGGAGAAUCUGGACCUCCAGGAACUGUUGGGAUUCAAGGACCCGUGGGCCAACCAGGACCAUCUGGGACAGAUGGUGAGCCAGGCCCUCGAGGUCAAAUGGGCCUGAAUGGACCUAAAGGGGAUGAAGGAUCUAGGGGCUUUAAGGGACCACCUGGCCCCUCCGGAUUACAGGGGAUGCCAGGACCCUCAGGGGAGAAAGGAGAGAGUGGAAAUGUUGGUUCAAUGGGGCCUCCAGGACAGCAUGGCCCAAGAGGCCCUCAGGGGCCCUCUGGAGCUGAGGGCCCACCUGGUUUGCCUGGAGGAGUUGGUCAACCAGGUCUUGUUGGAGAGAAGGGUGAGGAUGGGGAAGCAGGCGACCCAGGGUCGGCUGGGGAGCCGGGCCCUCCAGGGGUGAAAGGAAAUGCUGGUGAGAAGGGAGAUGCUGCUCCUUCUGGUGCAGCGGGGCCUCCAGGACCCAGAGGAACACCUGGAGAAGAUGGACCUAAAGGCAACCUGGGUCCUCUUGGAUUUCCUGGAGAUUCUGGCCCUCCAGGUGAACCAGGAGUCAACGGGGUUGAUGGUUCACCUGGACCUAAAGGGGACAAUGGGGAAAUUGGAAAAACAGGACCGCCAGGAGCCUCUGGAGAGCCCGGCCCUCCUGGGCCACCUGGCCGGAGGGGUCAUGUUGGUGCAGCAGGAAAAGAAGGAAAACAAGGCAUGAAAGGAGACAAAGGAGCCACAGGAACUCUGGGUCCUGUUGGAAAGACAGGGCCAGUGGGACCCCAGGGCCAUCCGGGAAGGCCCGGUCCAGAAGGCCUUCGAGGCAUUCCAGGUCCUGCGGGCGAACAAGGUUUAAAUGGACCACCAGGACAGACUGGACCACCUGGACCAAUAGGUCCGCCAGGAUUACUGGGAUUAAAAGGAGACCCCGGAAGAAAAGGAGAGAAAGGCCACGGAGGGUUGAUUGGUUUAAUCGGCCCUCCUGGAGAGGCUGGCGAGAAAGGUGACAGGGGUCUGCCAGGAAGUCAAGGUUUGCAAGGGUCCAAAGGAGAUGGGGGAGUGGUCGGCCAAUCUGGUCCAAUCGGCCCCCCGGGUUUACCUGGACUGUCUGGUGCAGCUGGUGAGAAGGGAUCUAAGGGGGAGAUGGGUUUUGUUGGUCCCAGAGGAGAUCAAGGGCCUGCUGGUCCUCCAGGACCCCCAGGACCCCCUGCAACAUUUGUUCAACCACUGCCAAUUCACGAAGGGAGAAGGAAAAGACGAAGGCACUCAGACGAGGCAGGAGGAGCAGCACCGUUGACAGGGGAGGAUGUCCGUUUCAACACGGAGGAAUUCUUCCAGGGAGAUCAGCCUCUGGAAGAUGUAGAGGGAAUGGAAGAGGUCUUUGCUACCCUCUCUUCCAUGAAGAAUGAUGUGGAACUUAUGAGAAAACCUCUGGGGACAUUUGAAAGCCCUGCUAGGACCUGCAAAGAGCUCAUGAUGGUUCAAUCAAACUACAAAGAUGGGGAGUACUGGAUAGAUCCUAAUCAGGGCUGUCACCGAGACUCUAUUAAGGUCUUCUGUAACUUUACAGCAUUUGGAGAGACCUGUCUCCACCCCGACAAAAAGAUUGCGGUGGUUAAAUUAUCCUCAUGGAAUAAAGAGAAACCAGGAAGUUGGUUUAGCCAAUACAGGAGGGGAAAACAGUUUUCCUACAUUGACAGCGACGGGAACCCCGUGCAUGUAGUUCAGCUGACCUUCCUUAAGCUGCUAAGUGCCACAGCCAGACAGAGCUUCACCUAUACCUGUCAGAAUUCAGCUGGCUGGUUUGACAGCGCCUCCCGCUCCUACCAGCAUGCUCUCCGCUUCCGGGGCAGCAACGGCGAGGAGCUGACACAAGCCAAGAGCCCCUUCAUUGCAACAGUGCACGAUGGAUGCCAGUCCCGCAAAGGCCAGGAAAGGACUAUUUUAGAGAUUGUCUCCCCCUCUGCAGAGCUGCUCCCCGUUAUAGAUGUUGCUCCAGCAGACUUUGGCAGCAACAGCCAGAAGUUUGGAUUCCAAGUUGGACAAGUCUGCUUCAACGGCUAAACCCAUCACAAACACAGAAGACCUUCACAGUAUGAGUUAGAAACAACAACAAAAGAAAAACUGGACUGGCCACACAGUGUCAAGUUUUUCAUUGUGGGAUUCUGGUAUAUUAUUUAAGGCUCAUCAGCAUUUUCUGUAAUAUUUUUGUGAAUUUCUAACAGUAAGAAAAAUAGCAAGAAAAAAAUAUGCAGAUGUGAAGACAAAAGGGAAUUAUUGCAUUUAAAAUAUUUAAUAUCUUUAAAAUCUUUUCUUGUGGGCUAUAAAUGACUCUGGAUUCCGAAGGGCUACUCUGCUGCACAAAGCAGAAGCAGUAGCAGUCAUAAACAACAAGGAUGUGUGCAGUAACGGUCUAUUUCUUUCACUGCAGCAUAGGACAGUCAGUUUGAAUUUUUCAGAUAAAUGAUCUACUCGCCUGCUAGCUUCUUGCAAAAUCCAAGACUGAUUAAAUCUGAAUUGCAAUACUCAUCUCCAUGUUAGCAUUUCUCAAUAAUGGUAAUUGCAAGGCAGUUGUGAAACAGCAGAACAUAUUAAUUCCACACCAGCACUGUUAUUAAAUUUCUAUGUGCAGAGAUGAUAGAUUGUCCUUUUUACUCUUUAACUGCA